AAAACUCACGUAGUUGGGAAGUUCAGUAGCCCUCGAAGCAAAUUAUAAAACGCGAACGGGUGAACGGAGAGAGAGAGAGAGAGGGAGAGAGGGAAAAAUCAGAAAAGUACUGUAAAUUUCCCAACGGCGAUGGAACAAGCGACGCCGUCGUCAUCGGGGCUAUACGGAGACGGAGAACGGAGAGGAGGCGGGGGCGGCAAGUUCAGGAACCCAGCGGCGCGUAGGCCGCCGCCGACUCCUUACGACCGUCCGCCGUCGAGUCGGUCGCACGCCUCCGGCGAUGGCGGAUGGUUGUCGAAGCUCGUGGAUCCCGCUUACCGCCUCAUCGCCGGCGGCGCCACCAGAAUCCUCCCUUCUAUCUUCUCAAAGUCACCUUUUUCCGCCGCCUCAUCCACCGAAGAUCAUGAUAGUGAGGGAUCAGAGGUAGAAGAAACGGCCUAUGGCGGUAGUGAAGGACACACUGUGAAUCUUGAAAUAUCCAAACCUGAAGGAAUUAAUUCCAAGGAAGGAGCAGAAUUAGGGAAUGGAAAUUCUGAUUGUGUUCAGCUUGGACGGGACAAAAUCAACAACUUACCUGACGGUACCGAGUUCUCAAAAAUUGAGCAGCUGGUAAAGGGAAGAAAGUUUUCUAGGGAUGAACUCAAUCGUUUGACAGGGAUAUUAAAUUCUAGGGUUGGGGAUCUUUCUAAUACUUAUUCGGAGGAAAAGACACAAAAUAUAGCCAUUAAAAGAGAAGGAAAAGAGGCUGUGUUGGUCCAUGAGAACCGAAGAAUGUCCAUUGAAGAAAAGCAAGAUGGUUGGGUUGGAGCUAGAGUAGGAACCUCAACACCUUUACUUCCAUUAGCUGCCAAAGAACCUGUUGGUGCUUCACCUGUUGAUAUUGCAAGAGCUUAUAUGAGAACUCGAGUCUCAGAAGUAAGCACUGCUUCUAGGGAAAUAAUCUCCGAUGAAGAAAAAAGUUUACAACAAAGUGGUGGAUUCGCUUCGCCAUUGAUGCCAUCACAUUCACCUAAGUCAUCUGUGUGUUGGCCGGGUUCCAUGGUACAAGAUCAACAUGGUUAUUCAACCCCACAAAGUAGCAGAUAUGGGCUUCAUCUCUUCCAACGGACCCCAUAUUCCAGAACUAUGUAUUCGAAAUCCAAACCUGAGCUGACUCGUUCACAAACGGACAAGAAAAGGUAUCUGAACAUUCUGUCAACUCCCCGGCUGCAACCUCAAACUACUCUCUUUGGAAAGGAUGAUGCAAUUAAGGACGUCAAUGCAUCGGUGGGACCUAUUCGUCGUGCACGGCGUAAGUUUGUUUCUGAAGCACGACCCAGAGGAUCUGGUUCCCUUCGUUUUCCUCAAAAUAGUCCCUUACAAGUGGGAAAUUCUAGCCUUUCUAAUCUGUUCUUGCCUGCACACACAAGUGGGAAUUUGGAAGUUGGAUCUACAAGCACACAUACAGAGUUUCAGUCAGUUGACAACACGAGGAACACUUCUGAAGUGGGCAUCCCAGCUCUCCAAUCCUCUAACCCCGCUGUUAGAGCAAUAUUGGAGCAUCUUGAUAGGAACAAGCCCACACCUAAAGAGAAGUCAGCUGAGUUGCAGCUAGCCACCGAAUGGAAGAAAUUUUCAUCUUCUAUAGUAACUGAUGCGAUGGUAAAAGAAGGUACCCCGUUGCCACGUUUAGAAGGCUAUGAUUUUCUUAAGAACAAAAGCAUUGUUGAGAAGGGAUCCUCUGCUCAAGAAAAUGAUAGAGAGAACUCCAAUUUUAAAGUAAAACCUGCAGAGAAAAGUACUAGUCAAGCAGCUGAUGGGAGUAAAGAUAUUGGGACUUCUAGCACUCUCAACAGAAGCAACAGUCCCCAAAUCAAGUUCACCAAUGAGACUACUUCGUUCAAGCUCAAAGACAGCAUAGAGCAGAAAGGAAAGAAUCAACUUUGGCCUCUCCACAGCCAAAGUGAAAGGCAGGGAAUUUCCAACACCGUCCCCAACUUUGUUGGAUCUGAGUUGCUGAAAAAGCCUCCAGUUCACUCUUCGGCUUCAAAGCCAAACCUGGCCUCUAUUUCUGUCAGCAAGCCUAGCUUUGGGUUCACAUUCCCGGUUUCCACGUCUUCUGGUGUUCUCCCAGAGCCGCCAACGCCAUCUAUCAUGCCGUCUACUUUAGCCAGUAGCCCGCCUCAGCCGAAAGAUGGGCCUGCUAUUCCAUCUUACAGCUUUGGAACAAAGAGGUCGAAACCACCUCUUGUUUUCUCUUUCCCUUCUACAAGCAAUGCCUCUAUACAAGAUAACGACACAGCAGAUAUUAAGUUCAGCUUUGGAUCUGACAGGAAGAAUCGGGUAUCUUUCAGGUCAGUUGAUGCCAUUUGUUAUUAGCGUUAGCAUGCUGAACGUCUUCUUUUGAAUUUCUUUUUUUCUUCCACCCUCCCCCCUUUUAAGCGUCCAGCUCGUAAGAAGAUUGAUAAUUUGUAUUUUUCUAUACUGUUGCACCAUUCUUUGAAACCUGACUCAUGUUUGAUGAGCUACAGAAGGCAGGAAAUAGAGCCUUGAAAUCAGUGAGGUGGUCAACAAUGAAAUGUGCCUUGUUUCC
This is a messenger RNA of Rhododendron vialii, 2572 nucleotides long. Its product is annotated as nuclear pore complex protein NUP1. Gene Ontology annotation, biological process: nuclear membrane organization. The record is from RefSeq and is a predicted model, not a curated record. The transcript has 8 exons. Gene Ontology annotation, cellular component: nuclear envelope. The coding region runs from base 130 to 2358 and encodes 742 amino acids. Lineage: Eukaryota; Viridiplantae; Streptophyta; Magnoliopsida; Ericales; Ericaceae.